Closterium sp. NIES-67 is the source of this 3025-nucleotide messenger RNA. Lineage: Eukaryota; Viridiplantae; Streptophyta; Zygnematophyceae; Desmidiales; Closteriaceae. The record is from the annotation of a GenBank genome assembly.
GUCAGUCACCUAAACAAUCCUGCUUUUCGCUCUGAUCCCCCUUAUCUGUCCGUCUUAGCUCCACACCUGCGCGUUUUAAUCCCUACCCACGCCCAUCGACCCAUACGUCCGCAUCGCAGCCCGUACUUCAGCGCUAAUCCCUUAUCAUCGUAACCCGUACCGGCGUGUCUCAUCCAAUCCUGCCACGUCAACGCGAUGCCGAAGAAAAAAGGCGGCUCGGGGAGUCUGGGCUCCUCCCUCAUCCGCCAUAGAUUCAACCGCGGCUCGGAGUUCCAGCAUGCUGACGAGGGCAGGCGCCACGUCAUCGCGGCGGCGGAAGCUGCGGCGAAACCGGCGCUGGUGUCGGUGGUGGAUCAGAGCGACCUUGACGAGCUGCUGACCACUGCUGAGCUGGCAGGGCGGGAGUUUGCCGCCCAACGAGGCAACGCGGAGAUCAUCUAUCUCGAUGGUCACGAUGUUGGCGCGCUAGGCGGGAGAGGCGGCAGUAGCAGCAGCGAGCGCAAGGAGCAGGAGGAACUUCACCGGAAGCUUCUGACCAUCCCAAGGAGGCCCCAGUGGAGCGCCAGCAUGACGUCAGCAGAGCUGGAUGCCAGUGAAAAGGCUGCCUUCCUGGAAUGGAGGCGAUCGCUGUCCGCGGUGGAGGAGAACAACCAUCUGGUGGUAACCCCAUUUGAGAAGAAUCUGGACAUCUGGCGACAGCUCUGGCGCGUGCUGGAGAGAAGCCACCUGGUGGUAACCGUGGUGGACAGCCGUAACCCUCUCUUCUACCGCUGCCCCGACCUCGAAGCCUACGUUCAAGAGCUGGCCGGCAAAGGCAAUCACACGGACCCCAGCAGCAGCAAGGAAUUAACCACUCUCCAGGAUCCCAGCGCCGGCAACCGCUCCCUGCUGCUGCUGAAUAAGGCUGACCUGCUGCCCGCUGCUGUGCGUAAAAUGUGGGCGCGGUACCUCAAGGGCCGCGGGGUGGAGUUUGCCUUCUGGUCCGCCAAGGCUGCGGCUGAGGGGGUGGAUGAGGGGGAGGAGGGGGAGGAUGGAGAGGAGGAGGAGGAUGGAGAGGAGGAGGAGGAAGGAGAGGAGGAGGAGGAAGGAGAGGAGGAGGAGGAGGAUGAGGAGGAUGAGAGUGAGGGUGAGUGGGAGGAGGCGGAGGAAGGGGAGGAGGAGGAGGAGGAAGAGCAGGGUGAGGAAGCAGGGAAGGAGGAGGGAGGUGUGAGUCCAGAGGACGUGGAGGGCACUGAGGAGGGGCAAAAAGGAAGUGAGCAGGUUGCAGUGAGGGUGACGAAAGGGGAUGUGAAGAUCCAUGGGAAAGACAGCCUGCUUCGGCUGCUGGAAGCCAAAGCCACUGCCAUUGCUGCUGCUGCUGCUGCUACCGCUGCCGCUCCUGCUGCUGCAGCAGGGGCAGUGGCAGGGAGAAGGGAAGCUCAGAAGGAAGGAAAGAAGGGAGGGGAGAAGGGAGGGGAGAAGGAAAGGGUGGUGGUUGGAUUCGUUGGUUACCCCAACGUGGGUAAGAGCUCAACCAUCAACGCCCUCGUUGGGUCUAAACGCACCGGUGUCACCUCCACUCCGGGCAAGACAAAACAUUUCCAGACACUGCCUGUGUCGGAAUCGCUAAUGCUCUGCGACUGCCCGGGGCUGGUUUUCCCCUCUUUUGCCUCUGAGCGGUCAGAAAUGGUUGCUGCUGGCGUGCUGCCCGUUGAUCGAAUUACGGACCAGAGGGGGCCAGUGGAAGUGGUUGCCCAAAAAGUUCCGCGGGCAGCCCUUGAAAAGAUUUACGGGCUGACCUUGCCGCCUCCAGCUGCCCAUGAAAGACCCGACAGGCCCCCGUUGGCAGCCGAGCUUCUUAAAGCCUAUGCCCGGUCCCGAGGGCACGUGGUUUCGUCUGGGCUGCCCGACGAAACCCGGGCAGCCCGAAUUAUCUUAAAGGACUACUUGAGUGGCAAGCUGCCGCAUUUUGAGCUGCCCCCGGGCACUUCAACAAACUUGAAAGAGGGAUUCUGGUUGGGCGCAGCAGCAGGAAGAGGGGGAGGAGGAGGAGAAGAGGGAGAGGAAGGGGAGAUGCUGGUCCUGGACGCCCUUGACUUGGAGCACUUCAGUAGCAUGGCUCUGGAUCAGGCUCAACAGGCUGCCGCUGCUGCCACUGGUGGUGAUCCUUCCAGCGAGGUUGACUAUAACGAGGAUGAGGUAAGUGGGGGCACGGGCACUGGCGCUGCUGCUGCUGGUGCAGGGCUGGCAGUGGGAGGGGGCGGUAGGCAGCAGCGGGCGCCAAAGGCGGAGCACAAGAGGCAGAAGAAGCAGGCGAGGAGCAAGGAUAGGAGCUGGCGGGUGGGCAGGGGGGGAGGGGAUGGGGAGGAGGGGGCUGUGAUGACAGUGCGGGGGGUGGCUAAGCCGGUGAGCCAUGGGGCGAUUAAGCAGGGGAGUGUGCUGCCGGGUGUGAAGCACCUGGUGCAGUGAUGGUGUCGGUGCGACAUGGGUUUUGGUGCACUGAUGGGUCUGCAGCAGUGAUGGCGAAGAGGGGUGGGGGGGGAGGGGAGGGAGUGGGAGGACGGGGUCGUGAUAGCUGUGGUGAGGGGAGUGGCGAAAACAGUGAGCCACGGGGUGGUCAAGCAGGGGAGUGUGCUGCCUGGUGUGAAGCACACCUGGUGCAGUGAUGCGAUUGGCGCAAUCAUAACUGUGGUGUGCCCAGUUCAUUGGCUUGCAGCUGUGAUGGCUGUGGUAAGGGGGGUAUCGAUGGCAAGGCUGGCGUGGCGAGUCACAGGGCUGUGAUGUGAGGCAAGGGAGCGUGCUGCCGGGUGUGAAGCUCUUGGCGCAGUGAUGUGCGUGGUGAUGCUUGCCUGCCUGAAUGCCAAGCCAAUCACCAAGCAUCACCAAUUUCAACCCUUUCAAUAGGCUGCCGUGUUACCGCAAUAGGCUUGCAGCAGGGGUGGCACUGUAUGCAGUGAAGUGAAUGACACGGAUCUUAUGGAUAUACUUGCACAUCUUCGCACCUGCUUUAAGGGUUAUGCUUCUUCAUGUACACUAGGGCUUGUCA